Messenger RNA from Pieris napi, 4648 nucleotides. RefSeq names its product disheveled-associated activator of morphogenesis 1 (gene DAAM). The coding region runs from base 256 to 3744 and encodes 1162 amino acids. Gene Ontology annotation, molecular function: actin binding; small GTPase binding. Gene Ontology annotation, biological process: positive regulation of actin filament polymerization; actin cytoskeleton organization. The transcript has 21 exons. The record is from RefSeq and is a predicted model, not a curated record. Lineage: Eukaryota; Metazoa; Arthropoda; Insecta; Lepidoptera; Pieridae.
UGUCUGUCUUCGCGGAGACCGCUCGCAAAGAAUCGCGUGUGAUGUGACCGUUAUUUCGUGUUUUUAAUGAAAUAUAGAUAAGAAAGAAGCAGCUUAAAAAUUUCCUUUUCAAGCCGUAAUAUCUUUAAACAAAGCUUUAAAAAAACAAGGAAUAACGGUCGAUGCUAAAGUGCCUCGUAGACUUGUGACGGAGUGUAAACAAUAACAAAUAGAUAUUAAAAUGUGAUAGAACAGUGAACAGUGAAAUACAACAAAAUGUGCAGCAAGGAUCAGAUAACACACAUCCUUGGAAAGAUCAAUGUGGGUCUACCAUCUUGGUCCCGCGGUCUGGAGGCGGCGGAGGCAGCGCGCGCGCGGCUCGUGCGCUGGGCGUGCGGCGAGCCGGCGCCGGAACCUGACCCGCCGCGGAAGAAGAUGCCGCACGCCCUACGACGCAGGUGGCCUAUGUGCCCCUGUCUACAGAAUGAUGAACCACCAGAGAUCACAUAUUGCGUGGUGGGCGGGGAGGGCGGCCUGGCGCUGCAGGCGGUCACUCCCACGCACCCCAUGCCCUCACAGGACGAGCUGGACGCGAAGUUCGCUGAACUUGUGGAGGAACUGGACCUAACAGCAGUGAACAAGGCGGCGAUGAUGGAGCUUCCAGCGGCCAAGAAGUGGCAGAUAUACUGCAGUCGCCGCCCGCCCCCGGGACAACCUUCCGCCCUAGCGACGGCGCCCCAAGUUGAGGAAUACAUCAAGGCACUUAAUGAGAUAGCCGAUGCCUUUGCAUCAACAGACAGUGGUGCACCAACUGACGCUUGUGCACUAGUCGAUGGUCUGAAAACUGCUUUACGCACAAGAGCCCAUAGCUUUGUCCUCCGAUUCAUCAAGCAAGGAGGUCUCACCUCUCUCCUUGAAGCCUUGCAGAAAGCACCAAGAGAUGCUGCAAUGACGAGGCACAACCUAAUCGCUGGGAUUAAGGCGCUCAUGAAUAAUUCUACUGGCCGUGCACAUGUCCUGGCUCAUCCGACCAGUAUCGACUUAAUAGCUCAAUCGCUAGACACAGAAAAUGUUAAAACUAAAGUGGCGGCCCUUGAAAUCCUUGGCGCAGUUUGUCUUGUACCAGGAGGACAUAAGAAGGUACUUGAAGCAAUGAUCCAUUACCAAAAAUACGCGGGUGAAAGAGCUAGAUUUCAAGGCAUCGUAAAUGAGCUAGACCGCAGUACGGGUGCCUACCGGGAUGACCUAGGUCUUAAGACGGCCAUCAUGUCCUUUGUGAAUGCUGUACUGAAUUAUGGACCUGGCGAGGAAAGCCUGGAGUUCAGACUACAUUUGCGGUAUGAGCUGCUUAUGUUGGGAAUACAACCUGUAAUCGAGAAAUUGCGUAAGUACGAGAAUGAGACCCUCGACCGUCAUAUCGAGUUCUUCGAGAUGGUCCGGACGGAGGACGAGAGGGAGUUAUCUCGACGGUACGACAAGCAGCACGUCGACACGAAGAGUGCGACGGAAAUGUUCGACUUGUUGCGAAAUAAGUUGAGCCAUACCGCCGCGUACCCGCAUCUACUGUCUAUGCUCAGGCACUUGUUGUUGCUGCCAUUGGAGUACAACCCCCACGCUCAGCACUGGUUGCUGCUGGACCGAGUGGUACAGCAGGUGGUGCUUCAGCAGCCAUCCGCUGGCAGCCGAGCCAGCAGCCACCAGGGAGACCAGCCUGAAGAAAACCCCAAGCUCUAUGACCCAGAUGUAGCUCCACUGGAAAUAAAUGUUGCCGAAAUCGUACACUUGCUCGCGAAAGAAGAGGAACUUGUAGCUGCUCGGACCAAAGCCGAAAAUCUUGAAAAGGAAAAUGUCGACCUGGCAACGGACCUUGCUAAGAAGGAGAAGCAAGUGGACCAGCAGAGCCAAGAGCGAGAAGAGUUGGAAGGUGUGGUCUGCCGCCUCAAAGACCGCCUCGAGAAGGAAACAGCGGCCCACAUGGAGUGUACUGAAAGGGCCCGAGCGAGUGCUUGUAGGGCGCAUCAGUUGGAACAACAGUUGAACCAAGAAAGAACGGAACGUGCGAGAUUUGAGAAACUAGUCAGCGAAGGAAGCAUACCUGAUGAUGCUAAGGUCAGCAAUCUCAAAAGCGCAGUGAUCACUUGCUCCAUCCCACCUCCUCCCCCACCUCCAAUAAUUUCCAUCCCCCCUCCUUCCGCACCCGCCCCGCCGCCUGUUCCCCUUGCCCCCAUGGCCCCGGCCGCUCCGAGGCCCAAGAAGAACGUGCCCACACCAGGAAAUCCCUUGAAGAGUUUCAACUGGAGCAAACUCCCCGAUACGAAGUUACACGGAACUAUUUGGCAGGAGUUGGAUGAUACGAAAUUGUACAACGCGAUUGAUUUGCACACGAUAGACAAGAUGUUCUGCGCUUAUCAGAAGAAUGGAGUUCAGAACGAGGGCUCAGUCGAAGACCUUAGACAACUGGGUUCUAAACCGAGAACGAAGAUUUUGUCAGUGAUAGACGGAAGACGUGCUCAGAACUGCACCAUAUUGCUGUCCAAACUAAAGAUGUCCGAUGAAGAAAUAUGCAGAGCAAUCCUCCGAAUGGACAGUUCAGAACAAUUACCCAUCGAUAUGGUUGAGCAGUUAUUGAAGUUUACGCCCAGUGCUGAAGAAGCCGCCUUACUGGAGGAGCACCAGGACGAACUGGACAGCAUGGCGAGAGCUGAUCGGUUUCUUUAUGAGAUUUCCAAAAUCCCUCAUUAUCACCAACGCGUCCGAACAUUACUAUUCAAGAAGAAGUUCUCGGCUGCGGUGGCCGAAGCCAGCGCACGCGCAUCUGUUGUUCUUCGUGCUGCUAGGGAUCUGACUCGUUCUAGAAGACUUAGGACUCUUCUGGAAAUCGUUUUAGCUUUAGGAAAUUAUAUGAACCGCGGUGCUCGUGGCAAUGCAUCCGGUUUCCGGUUGUCUUCUCUGAACAAGUUAGCUGAUACCAAGUCGAGUGUAACGAGAAACACCACGCUCCUUCACUACCUUGUGGAAAUGCUGGAGACACAGUUCAAAGAUGUUCUCCUACUAGAAGAAGACUUACCCCAUGUAAGAGCAGCAGCCAAAGUCUGCAUCGAGCAGUUGGAGAAGGAUGUCAGUGCUCUAAGAACAGGUCUUCGCGAAGUUUCCCGUGAGUUGGAGUACCACGCUUCGUUGCCUGCGCCUGCGCAGUCCCACGACGCAUUUUUGUCUGUCAUGAGGGACUUCCACGCGCACGCUGUAUGCUCGUUUACGCAACUUGAGGAUCUUUUCCAGGACAUGAAGAGCCGUUUAGAAGCGUGUGCGCACGCGUUCGGCGAAGAGCCAUCAGCGUCGCCUGAAUUGUUGUUCGGAGCUUUGGACAGCUUCUUAACACAGCUGGUGGAAGCAAGGGCUGAAUGUGAUGCUACCAGGAGGAGACGGGAUGAAGAGGAGAGGAGAACUCGACAUGAACAGGAGCUUAAAAAACGUACAAUGGAGCGUAAACAGGGCUCAAGCCUGCUCGGUUCUGUCGGCAAAUCCCUCGGUAAGGACUGCAACGGACACGCGAACGGCGACACCUCACGUGACGGAACCCUCACAAACGGCCAAAAGGGUGAGUUCGAUGACCUCAUCUCAGCUUUGAGGACCGGUGACGUAUUCGGAGAUGACGUCGCGAAGUUCAAAAGAUCCAGGAAGACGUCAAAAGCUAGUCACAAAGGACGUGAUUCCCCACCUAGAGGCAUUUGUAGGGAGGACUCGAGAGAAAGGCAAAAACGCUAAGACUGUUUUGUAUUAUUCUGGAACGUAUUAUCGACGUAUUCUGUAUUGUAUUACCACAUAUCGUAUGGAUCUUGACUAAGACAGUCUUAUAAUUUGCCAGAGAUCUGCAUUGUAAAACGAAGUAUUGCAAUAUUUGGAAUUGUUUCAACACGUUCUGUUUUGUAUUAUUCUGGAAUGUAUUAUCAACGUAUUCUGUAUUGUAUUAUUAAUUGACUAAGACAGUUGGAAAUGUAUUAAUGCAUGUGUUGUAUAUAUAAAGGUAUUCUCAUAAUGGAAUGAAUGCCGAGUAGACUGAUAACUGAUUUAAAUUUGUUGACCAAAAGUAUUGGCGGCCUAUUAACAGAAUUAUGUCUGAGAUCCAUAAAAGGCUGUUUGACGUAAAUUUACACCAGUGACUUAACGAAAUAUAUAUUCCCAUUAUAAUAUAUUAUGUAAGAAAAGUUUUGAUCGUAGCGUUUAGGAAUUUUGUGAAAAUGGAUUUUGUAAUGGAUUUGAAUUUACCUUUUGGGAUCAGUGUAAUCUUAUACAAGUGAUAUAUUAGAUUAAUUUUUUAUUUGUGUUGGCGGAAUUUUUAAUCGUUACGAAAUAUUGAAAUUGAUGAUUGGAAACUUCGUUAUUGCCAAUAUUUUAAUUGGGACAUUGAUUUCGUGGAUACAUCAAUCAAAACCAGACCCCGUUUUAUACGUUUUUAUAAAUUUUCAUACUGACUGAACAAUUAUUAAGACUGUAUUGAUUCCAUUGUUUUUUUUGCUCAUUUUAACACAGCAAAAGAUUUGAUAUAGAGUUUCUUUAUAAUUGGUAUUUGCUCAGAUUGAUUUCGUAUAACAUAGACUAUAGAGAAGAGUUGUAUUGACAAGUGAAAGAGGGAUCGAAUAGCCAUAGAGAUUUGAAAUAAGUAAGUUUU